Molecule: messenger RNA, 828 nt
Organism: Nicrophorus vespilloides
Lineage: Eukaryota; Metazoa; Arthropoda; Insecta; Coleoptera; Silphidae
Exons: 4
Coding region: 185-748 (187 amino acids)
Source: RefSeq, a predicted model, not a curated record
ACCGAUGGAGGAGAGCAGUAAAUUGUAUAUGUGCAGAGAAGUGUAGAGGAUCCAAAGGUGGUAACACAAUAACCUGUUUGACGAUUUGGUCGGUCCGCGUCGGACUAAGUCGGACUAUUUGGAAAAUUUAUAUAAGACAAGGCGUCGCCAGCGAAAUCCCACUGUUGUCAUCCGAGUAAUCAAGAUGUUAGUAUUUCUGAUCUUCGCGUUUUUCGCAUCCACAUCCCAAGCGGGAUAUGCAGGCAGCUCUUCCCAGAGCGAUAAUGGAGUUGGACAAGGAUACGGAUUUGGAGGUUCUUUCAGCGGUGGUGCUCCUCCGAAUUUCCCCGUCUUCGAUUUCAACAACUUCCUAUCAAGCUACUUCGAAUCGUUGAGGAAGUACCACGAGCAGUUUGCUAACAACAUACAGCAGAACGUAGCAGCCGGGUACGGACAACCCGGAGGUUUCUCAUCUUCCUUCCCUGCAGGAGUUCCGGGAGGUGAAGGCGCCUCUGCUUCAGGCUCCAUAGGUCCAGGUGGCGGAUAUCAAUCAGCCGGUGUCUAUCCUGAGAAUCCAAACAAUCCUAACAUCUUCAAUAGGUUUGGAGGUGGCGAAGAGGCCCAAAAGCCCAACGGCUUCUAUGGCGUUUUCACAUCCAGUCAUAGCUCCACCAGCGACGUUGAUGGUAAGAAGACAUCCGCGCACGAGGCCCAAACCACAAUCAACGACAACGGCAAGGUGACCACUUACAAAGUGAAAAACCCCUAGAUGUCACAACGCAACUACUUAACUUCUUUAUUUUUGUAACUAAUUUUAUUUGCUGGGUUUAAUAUAUUGAAAGGAAAGCG